This is a messenger RNA of Leopardus geoffroyi (Geoffroy's cat), 3100 nucleotides long. RefSeq names its product 3-hydroxymethyl-3-methylglutaryl-CoA lyase like 1 (gene HMGCLL1). Gene Ontology annotation, biological process: L-leucine catabolic process; ketone body biosynthetic process. Gene Ontology annotation, molecular function: hydroxymethylglutaryl-CoA lyase activity. Gene Ontology annotation, cellular component: cytosol; endoplasmic reticulum. The transcript has 9 exons. Lineage: Eukaryota; Metazoa; Chordata; Mammalia; Carnivora; Felidae. Bases 843 to 1865 code for a protein of 340 amino acids. The record is from RefSeq and is a predicted model, not a curated record.
GUGCUUGUGUGAAAGGAGAGGAGGUAGAGAAAUGGUCUGUUCCAGGACCCUCUUCCCAAUCCCCUCCACACCAAAGAGUACUCCUAUUCAAUGUCCCAAGGAUUUGUAUAGCAUAGUCAGUUCGAACGAAUUUAGCCUUUAGGGCUUUAAUAAUUUUGAGCCAUGUAUCUCUUACUCAAUUCUAUCUCAGUGCUUAACUUGUAGUACCAAUUUACUGACAGUGUGGUGACCUACCAAGUUAUCUGUGAUAUUUCCCCCAAUUUUGUACUUUGUAUAUUCUCUUCUUUAUUACACGGUGUUUUUACCUUGCAGAUGCCCUCAAAAUAUUUUAAAAUCGAGCUUACUAUCAUCAAACAGAAACUCAAAUGAGUUCAAGGCUGGAGAAACCCACAUUAAGCAUGAAAGUCUGCAGCUGGGACUGAGCAAACUCACCGGCACAAAAACGCAUGCGCCCUUCCUUUUAUUUACACCCUUUCUUUCUCUUAGGAUCUGAACCAGGUGAGAAGCCGGUAAGUGGGGCGUGUGCAGAUAGCCCCGCACGCUGAGCGCAGUAAGGAAAACGCGCCACACUUGAGGAGCCGUGGGUACAGUUCCUUUUCUUCUCCGGUUGCGAGUGCUGGGGGCGUCCGCCGCAGGUGCCUCCCGAGCUCCCUGCCCCGGGCGCAGCCGCCGCUGCCGUCCGCUCCCCACCCUCUCGGCGCCGCCGCAGUGCGCGGAGCAGGGCUGGUGCUCUCCGCCCGUGGCCCGGAGGGGCGCGCUAGGGCCAGCGCCGCUCGCUCCGCAUCCCUCUCCUCCAGGCUCCUGGAGCACUCCCAUCGCCGUCUGCAGUCCCAGGCCCCGCCAUGGGGAAUGUGCCAUCAGCGGUGAAGCACUGCCUCAGCUACCAGCAGCUUCUCCGGGAGCAUCUCUGGAUCGGGGAUUCAGUGGCUGGGGCACUUGACCCUGCGCAGGAAACAUCCCAGUUAUCUGGACUCCCUGAGUAUGUUAAAAUAGUAGAAGUUGGACCCAGGGAUGGAUUGCAGAAUGAAAAGGUUAUAGUUCCUACAGACAUAAAAAUUGAAUUUAUCAAUCAACUUUCCCAAACUGGCUUGUCUGUAAUAGAAGUGACCAGCUUUGUGUCCUCCAGAUGGGUACCACAGAUGGCUGAUCACACUGAAGUGAUGAAAGGCAUUCAUCAAUACCCAGGAGUUCGAUAUCCUGUCCUUACUCCUAAUCUUCAGGGUUUUCACCGUGCUGUUGCUGCCGGAGCCACCGAGAUAUCAGUUUUUGGUGCCGCAUCUGAAUCCUUUAGCAAGAAGAAUAUUAACUGUUCUAUUGAAGAAAGCAUGGAGAAGUUUGAGGAGGUUGUUAAGUCGGCAAGGCACAUGAAUAUUCCAGCACGAGGGUAUGUGUCUUGCACCCUGGGCUGUCCGUAUGAAGGAAACAUCACACCACAAAAAGUGACAGAAGUAUCUAAAAGAUUAUAUGGCAUGGGCUGUUAUGAGAUCUCUCUAGGAGACACUAUUGGAGUGGGAACUCCAGGAAGCAUGAAAAGAAUGUUGGAGAGUGUCAUGAAAGAAGUCCCACCCAGUGCGCUUGCUGUUCACUGCCAUGACACGUAUGGACAAGCCUUAGCAAAUAUCCUUACGGCCCUUCAGAUGGGAAUUAAUGUGGUGGACUCCGCAGUAUCAGGAUUAGGUGGUUGUCCGUAUGCAAAAGGUGCCUCUGGGAAUGUAGCCACUGAGGAUUUGAUAUAUAUGCUUAAUGGCUUGGGGCUCAACACAGGUGUCAAUAUUUACAAAGUGAUGGAAGCUGGUGACUUUAUUUGCAAAGCUGUGAAUAAAACCACAAACUCUAAAGUAGCACAAGCCUCCUUCAAUGCUUGACUUGAAUAAAUUUGUGACUUAAGGCUGAGAAGAUCCAUUUCAUCUACAGAUACUCAUCUGAAAAUCAUUACUACCAAGUUGUUCUGAAAUGUGAAGUAAUAGACAAGAGUGGGGGAAAAAAGAUAUAAUUUUAAAGUAUAUUACUGGACAAAUUAUGAAAUCAGUGGAAAGCAAUAUCCAGUCAUCGGUAAAUUGGAAGCUGAAGUAAAACACUACAAUUUGUAGAUAUGCCUUUGAACUUGGAGAAAAGUCUACUCUUUUGCUCCAAUAGAAAUAACUUUUUAAUUUAGUAGAUGUGAAAAUUAACUUCAGGUUUCCCUAAGUAUCAAAUACUGUGUUAAUACUUAAUCAAGCUGGCUUAGCACAGUAUACAUAUUGUCAGUGGUUUAUGAGCUUCUGCGUAGUGUGCAAAGUGUGUGGCCUCAGUCCUAUGCGUUAUGCCUCUGGAUCUCAACUUUCCAUUUGCCAAGUCAGUUAAAUUAUGAACCAAGCGCCAAAUCUCCAUCUGACCGUACAUAAUUUUUAGCAAUAGAACUUUUAUAUUUCAAGUAUGGCUAACAUCUGUUAACUAUUUCAGCGACUUUAUCUUGUUCCAAGAGGCUGUGGUCAAUGGCAAGAUGCCAUAUGCUGGAAACAUUACGACCUCCCAUGUUUGUGAUAUGCAUCCAGUUUACCAUACGUUCUCUUUCAUCAAGUUUAGUAAAAACAAGCAUGGUGUUACUCACCUAUUGAAAAAUAUAAGGUUCAACUGUCAUCUCAGUGUCUCAGCUGCAGUGAUAAGAACAGAUUGAUACAUAGAGUAUAAUCCACUUUGGUAAUUUUCAAAUCACAUUCAAAUUGCCUGAGGAAAUGUCACUAAGAUCCUAAGAAUAGUAAGGCAGUUUUUAAUUCAUGAAACAAAAUAAAACAAAACUGUUUUCAUUGAUUCCAGGUACUUUGAUUAAAUGUGAUCACUAUUGGUUGACUUUAUGGUUAUUUUUAAUGUUGAAAUGGCUGAAAUUUUAUCUUUUGCAAUAGAAAAUAUUGCCAGGAAUAGCAAAAGUUAAUAUGUCAAAGUGGAGAGGAGGAGCAGAAAGACUAUGUUAAGAAAAAGCAUUUCUGUAACCUAUGCAAAUCAUAUGGGGACAGAAUUAUUAAAUGCGGGUCUGAAUCAUCAGUUCUAUUUAUGUAGUCUUCUCCAGUAAUACUUGGUGAUCUUAUCUUUCAAUAAAUUUUAAUAUAACUUUAAAUAUGAA